Molecule: messenger RNA, 1233 nt
Organism: Chara braunii
Lineage: Eukaryota; Viridiplantae; Streptophyta; Charophyceae; Charales; Characeae
Source: the annotation of a GenBank genome assembly
GUGGGAUCACAAGGGGUUCAGAAGAACCGUGUGAGUGGAGCAGCUAAUGGGGGAAGAGAUGGAUUCGGUGGGGGAGCUACAACAUCGAGCGGAAGAAUGGAUGACUACACUGGAGGAGGGAUGCAAGCAGCUGUAGACGAUAGUGGGGGUGCUUAUGCUGCGGCAGCAGGAAGGGGUGGAGAUCGAUGGGGGCGCGAUCUUGAUGGAUCAGUGGUUGGAAGACAGGACUCUGGAGAUGCUAGACAUCAUGUGGGAGUUGGAGGAGGGGUCGAAUCCCUGGCUCGAUAGCUACAUCGACAAAAGGCUAGCAGAUGAUAGGAUGGGUGCUUGCAAAACCCUCUUUACACUGGGGCACAAUCUACGCAAUCAGCUGGAGAAUCGACAGAGAAAUGGCGAGAUGGGUGAUAUGGGCGACAAGGGUGACAAGGACGACGGGUUGGAGGGUGGUUUGGAGGACGGCGAAUAUGAUUGCGGUGACAACACCAACAAUAGCAACAACAUCAAUUACAGCGGCAUCAAGGACAGCGACAAACUUGCGUGCCACAACAAAAAUGGGUGCGGCAACAACAACAGCAACAAUGAUAACAGCAACAAUAACAUCAACAACAACAACAACAACAACGGUAAUAUCAACAGCAAUGACGACGACGACAGCAGUGACGACUACGGAAGCAGCGGGGUUGACAGUGGUGUUCGUGCAGCUGUGAUCAUCAUCGACAUGAUGGGGGAGAUGCCGCAACCGGACGUAGGGGAGAUUGGGGUUGGUACGGAAAAGGGGUUUGCUAUCUUCCCCCCCCUCAACGAUAGUGAUGACGACGACGACAACAACAAUAACAACAACAGCAACAACAAUAACAACAACAGCAGCAACAACAACAACAACGGCGGCGACGACCAAGGGAGCAGCGGCGUAGGAAGCGGCAGUGCAUCUGAGAUUAUCAUCAGCGCGAUGGGAGUGAUGCUGCAAGCGGAGGUGGUGGGAUAUGGGGUUGAUAUGGAGACGUGGUUUACUGCUUCCCCCCCCCCCCUCCAUCCUCAAUACGGAAUUCCUCCUCAUGGUUCGGCAGAGGAUAGGAGUAGGAUAGCUGGUGGUGAUUGAUGUUGCCCGGCCUGCAAUAUCAAUCAUCAAUGGGGGCUGAUCGUCCCGUUGGUUGGCGGUGGGCUGUUUAGGGAUAAGUUAGCAGGAGGUCAAUCCUUCCCUGCGCAGGGAAGUAAUCAAUGCCCCCUGACAGG